Callithrix jacchus (white-tufted-ear marmoset) is the source of this 2982-nucleotide messenger RNA. RefSeq names its product sperm tail PG-rich repeat containing 1 (gene STPG1). The record is from RefSeq and is a predicted model, not a curated record. Gene Ontology annotation, biological process: epigenetic programing of male pronucleus; positive regulation of mitochondrial membrane permeability involved in apoptotic process. Gene Ontology annotation, cellular component: female pronucleus; male pronucleus; germinal vesicle. Lineage: Eukaryota; Metazoa; Chordata; Mammalia; Primates; Cebidae. Gene Ontology annotation, molecular function: histone binding; chromatin binding.
GAUUUAUUCCGCAGGAGGGCGGAAGGUGGGCUAGCAAAUGUUAGGCCUAUGGUUGCCAUAGCAACUAGGAGUUUGGGCUGGCCAGAUUCAGCCCCCGGGACCCGACCAGAUUCUAGGCCCAUGCCAUCCUGUCAUGAACAGUUGUACAAGCAAGUGGGCCAGUGAGGCACACCUGGGCAGUGCUGUGUUCACAUCUGGCCUGCACCUGCUCUCUUCAUGACUUCACAGAUAUUGGACAACAGGCACAGUACAAUAAUCUCUGAAGGAAGAAAAACAAGAUGCUUAGGAGAACACGCAGUAGAGGUUUUCAUCAAACAAAUGGAACAUGUCACAGAAUCACAGAAUUUUGCUAAUGUGGACAACUCCGCACAGAAAAAUGAACACGCUGGCGAACAUCCCAGACGUGCCAGUAAAGUACAGAAAGGUUUUACUGCUGCAUAUCCAACACAAUCCUCCAUUUCUUCUAAAUCCCAAGCUUGGAUAAUUCCAGAAUCAGAAAAAAAAGGAUUCAAUAGUCAAGCCAAGAGAUUUUCUCAUAAGAAGAAUGAUAUCCCAGGUCCGGGGUCCUACAAUGUCAUUCACCAGUCACCGGUGUCCAACAGUGUCUCAUUGUCCAAGAAAGGAACGUGCACGUUUCCCUCUACGCGCACCCGGUUGGACACCAACAUUUCUAAAUAUCCUGCAGCGAAUGCAUACACUAUCCCAACAGAUUUUAUUUCCAAGAGAGACUUCAGUAAUUCAUGUUCCAGCAUGUUUCAGUUGCCAAGCUUUACAAAAGUUCUCAAAUUUGAAACUCCUGCACCAAACUAUUACAAUGUCUCCAUCUCUUGCUGCAAGCAGAGAAACAACGUCUGUGCCCGAGCCGGGUUUAUGUCAAAAACCCAAAGAGGAUCUCUCGCUUUUGCUGGUAAAGGACCUCCCCCAGAGGUGACUUCAUCAUCUAGUCAUAAAACAGAGGACGCAGGUCUGUUUCCGGAGCACCCCCUCCACGUUGAGUGGUUUCCACGCAGCCUUGCAGGGCAUUAUAACAUCAACGAAUCCCUUGUGAAGCAGUCGCCAAAUACGUUAAUGUCUUGUUUUAAGUCAAAAACCAACCGUGGAUUAAAAGUGACGUCAACAGGCCCAGGACCCGGUUAUUACAACCCCAGUGAUGGCACAAAAGUUCCAAAAAAGUCUCUCUUCCCGAAAAACCCCAUCCUGAACUUCUCUGCUCAGCCGUUGCCUCUGCCCCCGAAGCCGCCUCUCCCAGGUCCUGGUCAGUAUGAGAUCGUGGACUACUUAGGGCCCCAGAAGCGCUUCAUCUCUAGUGCAUCAUUCGUGUCCAACACCAGCCGGUGGACCGCGGCGCCAUCUCAGCCGGGCCUGCCUGGCCCAGCCACAUACAAGCCAGAACUCCCAGGAAAGCAGUCCUUCCUCUACAACGAGGAUAAGAAAUGGAUUCCGGUGCUGUAGGGAUGUCACACAAGAUCGAGGAGAACCCCGGCCACCAGCCCGCCCUACCCAGCUUCCCCUGGACAUCCCUCGGGAGGAGACCGAUCGUGUGUGUGGCAGCUGCAACUUGGGGGAUGGCUCUGCCACUCUGGCCUGGUGUGGUAGCUGGGCUGCUGCCAUUGCCUUUAUCUGGAGCUGGAGACAUUGCUCCUGGAGAUUGCACCCCAGCCCCACCGACUCCAGUGGCUUCCUGAGCAGAGGGAGGUGGACAGAUUCCCCCUGGCUGCUUCCCCAUGCACCCAUCGAGGCUGGCUUCUGGCACCACUCCCCACUGCAGACUUAAGGAUUCCUGAAGCGCAGACUUCAAGGAGGACCAGUCCACUGUGAAGGUGACCAAGCCUAGAAGCCCCACCCUUCCCUGUUUCAUUCCUUCACUCAAUUACACGUUCAUUCAUUCCCUCACUCCUGGCUUUCUCAUUUAUCCCUUUCUGACCUCACUCACUCACGGUAUGUCUGCUGGGUGAAAGCUACCUGCAGGCUGGUGUUGCUUUUUCUACCAGCCCACAGCUUCCUUUCUAAAGUGACCAUCUGCUUGGAAAGGCCUCCCUUUAGUUCUUUUAGACCUUUUUCUUCUUUGUAGUGGGAGAUUGUCUUAGAAUGGCAGCGGCCAGGCUCAGGAGCUGCCCUUUUCCCUGACUCUCUCUAAGGGUGGGACCGAAUUUUCUCAAGGCUUCUGGAGCCCUCCAUGGAGCCCAGUGGCCUUUCUAGGCAGGAUAUCCUUUGUUUCUUUAUGUGGAGGCAAAAAAGAAAUGUGCCCUGGUGGUUUCGGUGGAGGCUGCACAGAUGCCUGGGGUGUGGGGAGCUGCCUGGGUCCUUUCCUGAUCUCCAGGCAGGCUUUGACUGGGGCUUUGACUGAUGCUAGAAGUCUCUCUGUGCAUUAACCCCAGCAGACACUGAGCGGUUGCCAAGGCUUCAAGGCCUGGACAACUGUGGCCUGGCCAGAGAAGUGGCUCUCAGCCUUGACUGCACACAGUAAUCACCUGGGGACUUUGAAAAGUACUGAGGCCUGGGGUCCUCCCACAAAUGCUGAUUUAACUCCUCCAGGGUGGGAUCUGGGCAGUGGGGAGGAGGGAGGUGUGGGUAAAAGCUGCCCAGGUGAUUCCAAUGAUAGGUGAAAGUUGAGAAGCGCCACCUUCCGGCUUCCCAGCUGGCUCUGCUGGGCGGGAAGCUCAGGGGUGGGAACUUUAUACAUGUGCAGCACCUGCAGCAUGGCUGUGGUUCCACACUCCUCUGUCAUGUACCCUUCACACAUCACCUGGCUCUGACAUCAAGCUUGCUGUCACAGCCACAGUGAGGCCUAGGCUGAGCAGAGCAACUCUGGUGCCCCACCGAGUCCCUCCCUCCCUGGCAGGCAAGCCAUGUGGGAACCUGAGACAAAAGGAAACAUCAGUAACACGAAUCCUGUCUUUAAAAUUGUUUUGUUCACCAGGGAUUUUGUUUCGGCCUUAAUUUUAAAAAUAUUGAAUUAAACUUGCUUAUCUUGAUUAUUGA